Molecule: messenger RNA, 1695 nt
Organism: Prionailurus viverrinus (fishing cat)
Lineage: Eukaryota; Metazoa; Chordata; Mammalia; Carnivora; Felidae
Gene: SLC22A8
Product: solute carrier family 22 member 8
Biological process (GO): transmembrane transport
Cellular component (GO): membrane
Molecular function (GO): transmembrane transporter activity
Source: RefSeq, a predicted model, not a curated record
AUGCCCCUGGGCACCUCGCCGCAGCUCUGGUUCGUGCUGCCCAGCGCCGUGGCCUUCCCCGAGCUCAUGGACCACAUGGGCAGCAAGGGCCCCUUCCGGUUCCUGAACCUAGUCUUUGGCCUCCCCAUCCUGGGCCUGGCCACAAACCCGCUGCAGACCUUCACAGCGACCACACCUGCCUACCACUGUCGCCCACCCCCCAACGCCUCCACGGGGCCCUUGGUGUUCCCUAAGGGCCCAGAUGGGAAGCCCGAGACCUGCCUCUGUUUCACAUAUCCGCCCAACGCCAGCCUGCCCAACGACACCAAGGGGGGCACCGAGCCUUGCCUGGACGACUGGGCCUAUGACCCCAGCACCACGGACUCCAUUGUCACUGAGUGGGACUUGGCGGGCGUCUCCAGCAAACUCAAGGAGGUGGCCCAGUCUCUCUUCGCAGCAGGCACAGUGAUUGGGGGGAUCGUGCCGGGAAAUCUAUCUGACAGCUACCGGUUUGGCCGCAAGCUGACCCUGACCAGCAGCUACCUGCUGCUGGCGGCCAGUGGUUCCUGUGCAGCCUUCAGCCCCAACCUCCACAUCGACAUGAUCUUCAGCUUCCUGAGUGGCUGCAACACAGGCAUGGCCCUGAGCCCCGUUAUCUUGAGUGUCGAGCGUGUGUCCAUCCAGACGCGGGCCAUCAUAUCAACUUUACUUGGUUACUUCUAUACCGGCGGCCCAUUCUUUCUGACGGGUCUUGCCUAUCCCAUCCGCCAGUGGCUCUGGCUACAGUUAACCGUGUCCAUUCCCUUCUUCGCCUUCUUCCUGUCGUCAUGGUGGAUAUCAGAGUCUGUACAUUGGAUGGUCCCAUCUGGAAAGUUCUCAAAGGCUCUGAAAAUACUCUGGCAGGUUGCUGCCCUCAAUGGCAAGAAGGAAGAGGAAGAAAAACUCACUGUGGGGGAGCUCAAACGCAGCCUGCAGAAGGAGAUCUCCUUGGCCAAGGCCAAGUACAGCGUAGCUGACCUCUUCCGGACACCCGACCUGUGCCGUGUGACCUUCUGUCUUUCCCUGGCUUGGUUUUCUACUGGUUUUGCCUACUACAGUUUGGCUAUGAGUGUGGCAGAAUUUGGAGUCAACCUCUGCUUCCUCCAGCUCAUCUUUGGUGGGGUUGACUUCCCGGCCAAGUUCAUCCACUUCCUCUCCAUAAACCGUCUGGGCCAACACAGCACCCUGGCCAGUGGUCUACUCCUGGCAGGAGGGUGCAUCCUGGCUCUCAUCUUUGUGUCCUCGGAUUCGCAGACCCUGAGGACAGCCCUGGCUGUGUUUGGGAAGGGAUGCUUGUCCAGCUCCUUCAGCUGCCUCUUCCUCUGUUUGAUCGAGCUGUGCCCCACGGUCAUUCGGCAAACAGGCAUGAGCAUUGGCAACUUGGGGGCCCACAUGGGAAGCAUGAUGGCCCCGCCGGUAAAGAUCACAGGGGAGUGGCAGCCCUUCAUCCCCAAAGUCAUAUUUGGGACCAUCACCUUCCUGGGAGGCAGGGCUGCCCUCUUCCUGCCUGAGACCCUCAAUCAGCCCUUGCCAGAGACUAUUGAAGACGUGGAAACCUGGUCCUGGCAGGCAAAGGAACCAAAGCGGGAACCAGAAAUGGAAAAAACAUCCCAGAAGAUCCCUCUGGACCAGGCCUGGACCCCAGCUGAGGGCAACUGAGCCCCCCUUUCCCUGCCC